Molecule: messenger RNA, 869 nt
Organism: Thermothelomyces thermophilus ATCC 42464
Lineage: Eukaryota; Fungi; Ascomycota; Sordariomycetes; Sordariales; Chaetomiaceae
Exons: 2
Coding region: 342-761 (139 amino acids)
Source: RefSeq, a predicted model, not a curated record
CGCCGGAACGCGGUUACCUGGCCUGUGAGAAGAGCCCGGGUGAUCAGUGCAAUGUUGCUCUGGUCACCUCAUAUCACCCCGCCGUCCCAGCACAGUUAUGGUCGCAAUCUUGCAUCGUCGCUAAUUGCCUUGCAGCGCAGCUUCAUCAAUGAUGUUCCGGUCCAGAACACACCGGUUUACCCAGCCCGGGCCCGGCCUGACCUGGCUGCUCUCCCGCUCACCGUCUAUUAUGAUAAUUAACGGGCCUGUACACCUCGAGCCAAUUUGAGUCGGGGAUCCGAUCAGCCGUUCUCUGGCCCCCGUCGUUUCCGCACGUUAUUAUACAGAUAAUCACAACCGCUAUGAAACCCACCUUGUUCGCCCUAGUGCUGGGCCUCGGCGCUUCCGGGGCCCUUGCUGCGAACUUUGCGGAUUCCUGCGAUGCCAAGUCGAUCAAGGUCAGCGGCAAGACGCUGAGGGCGAACUGCAAGAACAUCUUUGGGCAAUCCACGUGUUCCAAGCUUAACUUGAACAAGUGCAUCAAGAACGUCAAUGGCAGGCUGCAGGCGGACCCCUCUGGGGCUGGGCCGCACUUUGAUGACCAAUGCGUCAAAUGCACCAACAGCAAUCCGGGCAACGGCUUGAUUAUUGGCGAGCAGCCGUCGAUCAUCUACUGCAAGUGCAAUCCCGGCCCGGGCGCUGCCCAGGCCGACUGGCCUACGGCUAUAUUUGAUCUCAGUGCGUCCGCCUCCAUGAACUCGACGAUAUUUUGCGAGGAGUGACUGACGGUUGUCAUUGAUAAUCAUCAUCAGACACUAUUGUCGACAACGGUAACGGGGCGCUGGGGUGCUACAAGACCAAGAGCACGAGUUGCUAAGUCUGAAUAUGUC